Plasmodium berghei ANKA is the source of this 1434-nucleotide messenger RNA. Its product is annotated as elongation factor Tu, putative. The transcript has a single exon. Gene Ontology annotation, cellular component: mitochondrion. The record is from RefSeq and is a predicted model, not a curated record. The coding region runs from base 1 to 1434 and encodes 477 amino acids. Gene Ontology annotation, biological process: mitochondrial translational elongation. Lineage: Eukaryota; Apicomplexa; Aconoidasida; Haemosporida; Plasmodiidae. Gene Ontology annotation, molecular function: GTP binding; translation elongation factor activity; GTPase activity.
AUGAUGAAAACAAAAUCCCGAAUUUUAAAUUCUCUGACAAAGAAUGGGAUAGGGAACCAAAUCAAGGGUUUUGAAAGUUACAUUAAUAAUUGUAACAAUAUUAUGAACAAAAGAAAGAUUAGUAACUUGCCUCAAAUAAAUGAACAUGAAGGGAAAGGAGUUAACAUAAAAUAUUAUAUUAAAAAAAAUAUAAAUUUAUAUAGUCAAAAUAAAACAAACAUUUUUAAAAUUGAUAAAAAAAAAUUUGCAAUUGGAAUAUUUGAAAGAAAAAAACCACAUAUGAAUAUUGGAACAAUUGGACAUGUAGAUCAUGGAAAAACUACAUUAACAGCGGCUAUAACUAAAGUAUGUUCAAAAUAUGAUAGAGGCACUUUUAAAUCUUAUGAAGAUAUAGAUAAAACCCCCGAAGAACAAAAAAGGGGAAUAACAAUAAAUGCUACGCAUGUUGAAUAUGAAACAGAAAAAAGGCAUUAUAGUCAUAUUGAUUGUCCUGGACAUUUAGAUUAUAUAAAAAAUAUGAUUACUGGUACAUCUCAAAUGGAUGGAUCAAUAUUAGUUGUAUCAGCAUAUGAUGGUUUAAUGCCUCAAACUAAAGAACAUGUAUUAUUAUCAAGACAAAUAGGUAUUAAUAAAAUAAUUGUAUAUUUAAAUAAAAUAGAUAUGUGUGACGAUCAAGAAUUAGUAGAUUUAGUAGAAUUAGAAGUUAGAGAAUUAUUAUCUUUUCAUAAAUAUGAUGGUGAUAAUAUUCCAUUUAUUAAAGGUUCUGCUUUAAAAGCCUUAAAUGAUGAUCCAUCUGAAUAUGGAGUCCCAUCUAUUUUAAAAUUAUUAGAUGCAUGUGAUAAUUAUAUUGAUGAACCCAAAAGAAAAAUCGAUUUACCUUUUCUUAUGAGUAUAGAUGAUGUAUUACAAAUUUCAGGAAAAGGAACAGUAGCUACUGGACGUGUUGAACAAGGAACUAUUAAAAUUAACGAACCUGUUGAUAUUAUAGGAAUAAAAGAAAAAUCGAUAAAAACGGUUAUUACUGGGAUUGAAAUGUUUAGAAAAACCUUAGAUACUGCACAAGCAGGUGAUCAAAUUGGAAUAAUGCUUAAAAAUGUAAAAAAAAAUGAUAUAUCGCGAGGCAUGGUUGUAACAAAAGUACCAAACAUGAAAACAUAUAAAAAAUUUGAAUCAGAUAUUUAUGUUUUAAAAAAUGAAGAAGGAGGAAGAAAAAAUCCAUUUUCAUCAUAUUAUAGACCACAAGUAUAUAUACGAACCGCUGAUGUAAAUUGUGCUGUUAUAUUAAAUGAAGAUACACAAAUAGCAAAUCCUGGCGAUAAUAUAAAAUGUACUAUUGAACUUAUGUACCCUUUAGCUAUUAGUUCUGGUCUCCGCUUUUCAUUACGAGAGGGUGGAAAAACUGUAGCUUCGGGUAUAAUCACUAAAGUUUUAUAA